This is a messenger RNA of Rhizopus microsporus ATCC 52813, 447 nucleotides long. RefSeq lists its product as uncharacterized. NCBI's taxonomy places the organism in Eukaryota, Fungi, Mucoromycota, Mucoromycetes, Mucorales, Rhizopodaceae. The record is from RefSeq and is a predicted model, not a curated record. The transcript has 2 exons. Bases 1 to 447 code for a protein of 148 amino acids.
AUGUCGGUACAUUGUGCCUUAAUAAGUCCCACUGAAAGCCCUCCCAAUACUAUACGCCCAAUAUUCUGCAAACGCUGUCUCCUGCUAAUCCAGGAUCACCACCUUCGUCUGCGAACAGCUAACGAGUACCUUCGAUUUCGACGGCUUUGUCGUAAAGCUAUUGCUUUACUGCUCCAAGGGCAAGCUCUACUGUCUCCUGUUUUCCUGCCUCUAUGUAUCCCCGAGAGCACCUCUACAUCUGGCCUGGAUGCAGCCACUACAGAUUUGACACCUCUUUGUCGGCCUAGUACUUCUGGAGUGAACGAUUUUGGUCCUCUUGCCCGUUAUCAGUCAUACCAUAAGCAUUUACUAUUACAACGAAGCUUGGAACGGAAACAAUACGAACCUGCCGUGUCUCUGCGUCGUGGACAUCUUUUUGGUGACUACCGCUCCUCCCAGCAGCGCUAA